CCUGAACUGUACUUCGUUGUCAUCAAUUUUAUGUAUUACUCUGUAGGUACUCUGUUACGAUAAAAAGACAAUCCAAAGUCUCGAGAUAUCUUCGCUCCCCCCUUACAACGAGAACCAAAGGGCGAAACGUUUUAUGCAGCACCCGCUUGCCGACUCGCCAAGGGACGUAGUUCCGUGAGCUUUUCCGCAGUUUACAUUCUUCCCAAGCACCUCCUUUGGUUGACUCGCCUACUUCCCGGCACUGGGUCUCGUUGAUCAUGGGCAAAUCCGACAAAAAGGGGGCAGGGGAUAAGAAUGCCGGCAGUAAGGGAAGUGGAAAGAAGGGAGCCAAGGCAGAAGGGACGGACAGUGGGGGCAAGGAGGCCGGUAAGGCCAAGGGAGCACAGUCCAUCAACGUUCGACAUAUUCUGUGUGAGAAACACUCAAAGAAGGAAGAGGCGCUAGCCAAGCUGCGAGACGGCGCCAAGUUUGAUGAUGUUGCGCGGGACUUCUCAGAGGACAAGGCUCGCCAGGGCGGUUCAUUGGGGUGGAAGAGCAAGGGCAGUCUCGAUUCCAAGUUCGAAGAAAUCGCCUUUCAACUGGAAGCGAGUUCUACGUCCAGUCCGAAGUUUGGUGAGGCGAAGACGGGCUUCGGCUAUCAUAUAAUCAUGGUCGAGGGAAGAAAAUGAGAGAGAUACAUCUAUGCUGCCGACAUGCCAUCGAAAGAGAAUGCGAAUGCAAAACGCUUCAUCGCGUAAAACUCCGCAAAAAGACUAGGCCUUGUGCUCCUCGAUACGACCACAGACAGAGUUCUUCCAGUAUUGUCAUUUUUUUUAUUUGCUUUUGCUCCUGGUCUGCUUCCAUGCAAGAUGACCAAAACCCAGGCGGCCGUCCUUGCCCAAUGCCAGCUGAAGAAGCUAGAGUACAACCAUCACUCUCUGUGACGGCGGAUACCGAAUCCGCGAAACCUCUACACCUUUCCUGCCUGAAGACGCCCGUCCAUCAUAGCCGUAGCUGG
This is a messenger RNA of Sodiomyces alkalinus F11, 997 nucleotides long. RefSeq names its product FKBP-like protein. Gene Ontology annotation, biological process: rRNA processing. The transcript has 3 exons. NCBI's taxonomy places the organism in Eukaryota, Fungi, Ascomycota, Sordariomycetes, Glomerellales, Plectosphaerellaceae. Gene Ontology annotation, molecular function: peptidyl-prolyl cis-trans isomerase activity; DNA binding. Bases 258 to 668 code for a protein of 136 amino acids. The record is from RefSeq and is a predicted model, not a curated record.